CGUUCGAAUAUAAAAAUGGAAACAAUGUCGAAUCCUUAUCCAAAAAAACUGCACGACACUUGUGAAGAUGAAGAAGAGAGAAAACACUUUCAACGUAUUGUGUCGGCUUUCAAAUAUUACAAAAAUCAUUCACUGCUAAGGGUUAACAAAACAGAAUCCUAUUUAUUGUCACUUCCAGCACAUCAUCAGAAGCUUCUGUCAAAAUAUAGGGAACAUCUACAAGAAGUUAAACGAUGUAUUGAAAAUAAUGAUGAAAUAAUUAAGCUUAUCGUAAAGGAUGUAGCACAUAUUUUUGAAAAUGUGAGCCCAGCUAGUGCACACACUGAAAGUGUAAGAAAAGUUUACCUGACAUUAAAUCCUCGUCCAGUAAUGGCUGAUCUGGAAAAAGUUCAAGCUACAAUUAAACAACUAGUUCGAGAUUGGAGUGUGGAGGGUACAGAAGAACGUACUGCGUGUUAUCAGCCUAUUAUAGACGAAAUCAUGAACCAAUUUCCGUUAGAAUUUUGUACACCAUCAGAUGUGCGAAUUCUAGUACCUGGUGCAGGUUUGGGCAGAUUAGCAUAUGAAAUCGCAAGACGUGGAUACACUUGUCAAGGAAAUGAAUAUUCUCUCUUCAUGCUGUUUGCUUCACAUUUUGUAUUAAAUAAGUGUAGGGGAAUAAAUUCAUAUCAAGUACAUCCAUGGGUGCAUCAGUAUAUGAAUAAUUUAAAACCAGAACAUCAAACUCGAGCUGUUUUCUUUCCAGAUGUAAAUCCUAGCGAUCUUCCAGAAAAUGCACAGUUCUCUAUGACAGCUGGAGAUUUUUUAGAGGUUUAUACAGAAGACAAUCAUUGGGACUGUGUUGCUACGUGUUUUUUUAUAGAUUGCGCGAACAACGUUGUGCAAUUCAUUGAGACUAUUUAUAAAAUUCUAAAACCAGGAGGUAUAUGGAUUAAUCUUGGGCCAUUACUAUAUCAUUUUAGUGAUAUGCCAAUGGAAGAUUCAAUAGAACCAAGUUAUGAUGUUGUUCGUGAUGUAAUUCAAGGUUUUGGAUUUCAAUUAGAGAAAGAAGAAACGCGCGUAAAAACACGUUAUGCUCAGAAUGUUAACAGUAUGUUACAAUGUGAAUAUAAUAGCGUGUAUUUCGUUUGUCGGAAACCUAAAAGACGCAUAGAUAAUGAUACAAGCCAUAGAAAUGGCUCCGAAAGUAACGGUAUACAAGAACAAGAAAAUUAACUAUCGACAACCUGAUGUAUUUUAUUUGUAAGAAAGAUUGAUAUAACUGUAAAUGCAUUAUGUAAUAGUUUAAUUAUUACAAGAGCAAAGCUGUUAUACUUUAUGAACACAAGUCAAUAUUAGGUAAUUUGAAUCUAGAAAGAAAACAAAAGUCUUUAAAUAUAGUUAAUAAUUGAAGUGUUAUUUUCUUAUCAUAAAUUUUACUUCAAUAAGUAAUAGUUACAAAUGAUAAAUUUAUUGUUAACAAAUUGGAUAAUAAAGUGGCACGGUUAUUUUGAUCAAACAUCAGAACAAUUUGAUUCAAAUUAAUUUAAAAUAAUUCCAAUAACAGUUUUGCAAUUUUCCUUUGAGUUCAUUUGUGAGUUAGAUUAUUAUCAACGUUUAUUGUUUGAAUUAUUUACCAGAUAUCAUUAUAAUAUGAAAUAAAAAAAACUAAAUUUCGUUACAUGUACAUAAUAUACAAUAUCCCUCAUUUGGAAUGUUUUCUUCCAGCUUAUAAACAGACUUUUAAUACGAAUGCAAAUUAACUUCAAAUUUUUACCGAAACCAGUGUUGCCUUAUCCAAUUUUGUUUUAAAUGUUCAAAUAUUACUAUCACGAAGACGAUAUAUUUUCUGAAUUUUUAAUCAUUGUAUUAUUAAUAAUUUUUUGCAUUUUCUU
Osmia bicornis bicornis is the source of this 1874-nucleotide messenger RNA. RefSeq names its product carnosine N-methyltransferase. The record is from RefSeq and is a predicted model, not a curated record. Gene Ontology annotation, molecular function: S-adenosylmethionine-dependent methyltransferase activity. Lineage: Eukaryota; Metazoa; Arthropoda; Insecta; Hymenoptera; Megachilidae.